AUGCGUUCGCCUUUCCUCAUCCCUAUCCUCCUCGCUAUCCCUUCCGCUCUGGCAUCACCUUCACCCUGUACCGCCGCAACGAUCCAAUGUCCACUCAUCUUCGACGGCCGCGUCCCCGCCAAAGCGACACCUCAAGACUUUGACACGGCCCUCGGCGGUGGGUGGAAUCCGUAUAAUCCAGACUACGUGAAGGGCGCGAACUUGUCCUGGUCGGAUAUCAUCCUCCUGCCGGGCCCGGCUCCGGUCUCCACUCGGCCCGGGUCACGGUCCUCCCGCUUCGAUGUCGCGGAGAGGAAGCGUCCUCUCGAGGUCACGAUUUCCGAUGCGAGUGUCUUCAUGAACCAGCGAGGCUUCCGGCGCGCGGGAUUGUUGUUUGCGGAGGAUACGAAUGAGGGGAGUCCUGCGGGGGAGGGGGUGAAGACGUUGCAUUUUAGUGCGAGGUCGGAUUUGGAGAGGCCGUUGAAUCUGACGCACGAGUAUCUUAAUGUCUGGCACGAGACGGCGGCGUAUGAUGCGAAUCAGUUCAAUUUCCAGACCGGCACCAUCAUCGGCCAGCCGGAGUUACCAAAAGACACGUACAAGCUGUUGGGUCGGGAUAAUAAGCUGCUCUGGUCGACGCCGAUGGCGAUGGACGGGUCGUGGCAGAACUUUGCGCUCACGUUGGACUUUUUGAACAAUACGAUCCAGAUAUGGUACUCUGCAGGCAACAACCCGCUCGCGAGGCAGGGUGGUGUCGUCCCGGUUGAUCUCGCCGGCGACGGGCAGUACCAGAUUGGCAUCUUGAAGAAGCCCACGGGUACCGAUGACGUGGUGAACUCGGGGUAUCAAUCCAGUAACCUGAACGAGGGUCUGAUUUACGGUGGGAUCUUUAUUGAAGAUAGCGCCAAUGGUUGUGUGUCCAUCUAA
Messenger RNA from Colletotrichum tamarilloi, 906 nucleotides. RefSeq lists its product as uncharacterized. Lineage: Eukaryota; Fungi; Ascomycota; Sordariomycetes; Glomerellales; Glomerellaceae. The coding region runs from base 1 to 906 and encodes 301 amino acids. The transcript is spliced from 3 exons. The record is from RefSeq and is a predicted model, not a curated record.